GAUCGAAUCAGUCGAACAGCACAAACCGCGGCUCGCCGGCGUCCUCGAGCGGGUCUCUGAGAUGUUAUCGAUCAACUCUCCGGGAAGGUUAGCUUAGCUUAGCUUAGCUUAGCUUAGCUAGCAACCGGCUUCACAGUCGGCCUCGUAAACGUUAACGUGUAAAAGGCUCAAGUAAACGUCGGCUGACGAGUAGCGUGAGUGGAGGUAUAACGCAGCCGUUGUGUUCCUCUCAUACGAGGCGUCAAUAGCGAUAUCAAACGUGUGUUUUAUCGCCCACACGUCGGGGACACGGACCGGUAGCGCUCCGAGCUGUCAAAGUUAAAGGUGUUCGCCUAGCUUUCGCUAGCAAGGUAAAGUGAGUAACCCACCUGGCCACCAUGGCGUCCCCAUCGGGCUGCUGACCCCGGCGGCUUCCUGCACGCCACGCCGAGGGAGGGGGCUAGGAGCUAGCUUGCUAGUUAGCGUCGCUAACAUGCAGCACAGGCCCGGCGUUUCCAGGAGGCGGCACUGCUGAGAGGCGCGUGUGUGUGUGUGUGUGUGUGUGAGAGAGUGUGUGUGCGCCGGGCAAUGGAUGACUUCACCACCAGGACGUACGGCACCAGCGGCAUGGACAACAGGCCUCUGUUCGGGGAGACCUCGGCACGGGAUCGGAUCAUCAACCUGGCGGUGGGGGGGUUCACGUCUCUGGUCGUUCUCGUGACGGUGAUCAGCUCCUUUGUGUUCCCCUCGUUGCCUCCGCGGCCGCUCAACGUCUUCUUCGCCGUGUGCAUCUUGUUGGCGUGCGGAUCGGCGAUAGUGCUGAUAUUUUGGUACCGGCAGGGUGAUCUGGAGCCUAAAUUCAGGAACCUUAUCUACUACAUGCUGGCGUCCAUCUUGCUGCUGUGUCUCUGUGCCAAUCUCUACUUCCACGAUGUCAGGUAAAGACGAGGACACCUGGAGGAGGACAAAGCAGAAGGGAGGACAUGGCCUUGGCACAUGGAGGGACUACUUGGAGAGGCGCACACUUGAAGGAAUGAACUUCCCAGCUGAGCAAACUGAAGAUUCUCGGAUCAAAGCCAGAGAAGCUUUUUGGUUCCAGUGGGACGAAGACGGCCAGACUUGGUGCUGAAGCACAAUGAACUUCACACUCACAGACGCACAACACGCCACAGCGUAGACACCAGGAUGUGCUGUUAGAGGCCAUGAAGCUGCCUAGAGGAUGUUUACAGGAAGGUAAAGAUCCUUAAUCCCAGUCGCAUCGUCACGACAACGAGCUCUUCCACAUUCGUCAGAAUGCAUCAGGUCCGGUUUGAUGAGAAACAUCCGCCCUUUUUACGACGCCUCCUCUGGAGCGAUCGUUUCCAAAAGUUCCUCAGAAAAAACCUAAAUCACCUGAGCUGGAUCGGCAGAUAAUAAACAAAUUGUGUACUGCUGCAUAGAACUGUUCUACAGUGGGUUCACAGGUCAACAGGUUUUUAGAAAGAUGUAAUGGCUUUGUGCGGCUUGUAUGCAAUGCAUUGUGGGUACACUCAAGGAUUUUGUAAUGUAUAUUUAAUGUAGAUGACCUGUGGAAUUGGGACACAAUCAAACUUCUCCUUCAAGCUUUAAUGAAACAUCAAGGAGAUAAAAUGUUUAUAAAAACUGCCAAACUGUUAUAGAAUAUAUGCAACUCAGUUUUUAAAAUAUUCUUCUCCCCUUUAAAUCUAUUUUUUUUUUCUUCACACACUUGAAGCUGAAAUCAAUUGAUGCCAUUAUAGGAAAGAAAUAAACCUUAUUGGUACUGGGUGAGGAGGUUAAAAUUCAAACUUUUACAAUAAAGUAGAUUUAAAGUUAAAUUUUACAGGGGAAAAAAACAUUUCUUGAAAAGGCCCAAUAAAUGAAAAGGUCUCUGGUUAAUAGCUAAUCAGUAUUUUCUUAAUGCUCAAUUGGAUUAUUUAUUAUCAUGAAAGGCUUUUUAAAAAAUCAGCAUCUCUGUUCUCAAGAGUUUUGAACAUGAUUUUCUGUGUUUUUUUUUUCUUCCUUUAAUCUCAAACUACGUCUCUCUAAUCUCGAUGUGAUCAGGGUGGAUGUUUCCCUUAAGCAGGCCGGAGCUGAUGUGCACGUAGAGACACUGAGCUGUAGCACAAACCAAUGUAUGCAACAUUCUGUAUGUUUUUAUUGUGUCAGAGCUUCUGAUUCUCACAUCAAAGUCUUCCAACACACACACACACACUGAGCUGGGGAUUUCCAGAAGUAGCCUCGAGUUUGCUUCCUUCAGUUUUACGGAUGCGCGCGGCUCGGCACAUCUGUUGAGUUACAGAUGUGUGGUUUGCAGGUUGGAUGCACGUGGAGCUGCUUCAGUAAAGAUGCAAAGGCCUCUUUCAAACUGGCUCCAAGUCUGCAGCAGCUUUUAUACCAAAAGUCUACAAGACUCGAUGCUGAUUCUUGAUUAAGCUCAAAGUUAUUCACUUUCUGCCAAAACUAAUCCUGACACUUUAUUCCAACAUAGAAAACAAGCUGACUCUUCCUCUCAGCUCACCAUGUGAUUCUUUUUGUUGAGAUAAACUGGAGUCACGUGACCAAACUGCACUAGACACUGAGCGGGAAAACAAACCAGACUCAACCUGCCACGACUUUAGGAUUGUUAAAGCCAUGUGGUCCUUGUCAUGUAAUAAAUGAUGUACCCACA
Pungitius pungitius (ninespine stickleback) is the source of this 2647-nucleotide messenger RNA. It is a transcript of the gene tmem243b, whose product is annotated as transmembrane protein 243, mitochondrial b. The coding region runs from base 568 to 921 and encodes 117 amino acids. The transcript is spliced from 5 exons. Lineage: Eukaryota; Metazoa; Chordata; Actinopteri; Perciformes; Gasterosteidae. The record is from RefSeq and is a predicted model, not a curated record.